This is a messenger RNA of Notothenia coriiceps (black rockcod), 1529 nucleotides long. Its product is annotated as serine protease 27-like. Gene Ontology annotation, molecular function: serine-type endopeptidase activity. Gene Ontology annotation, biological process: proteolysis. The transcript is spliced from 6 exons. The record is from RefSeq and is a predicted model, not a curated record. The coding region runs from base 45 to 980 and encodes 311 amino acids. Lineage: Eukaryota; Metazoa; Chordata; Actinopteri; Perciformes; Nototheniidae.
UUCCUGCUCCAGCCUCUUCACCUCCUGCAGACGCAGUAAGGAACAUGCACAUCAUGGAGGUGGUGGUUUUUGCUGUCGUGCUGCUGGUUUUUACAGGAUGCAAUGCACAGUCAGAUGUCUGUGGCAUUGCACCGCUCAACACUAAGAUUGUUGGGGGGGAGGCUGCUGCUGCAGGCACGUGGCCCUGGCAGGUCAGCCUGCACAGGAACUCCAGACAUAUAUGUGGAGGCUCUCUGAUCAACAACCAGUGGGUGCUGACUGCAGCUCACUGCUUCUCCAGCUCCAGCACUUUCAGUUACACCGUGUAUGUCGGAAGGGACACCCAACAACUCUUCAACCCAAACGAGGUGUCCCAGACCCUGUCACAUGUCAUCAGACACUCAGGCUAUGAUUCAACCACAAGCGAUAAUGACAUCGCCUUGUUGAAGCUGUCCGCACCUGUGACCUUCACAGACUACAUCAAACCCGUGUGCCUGGCCAAAGACGACAGCACGUACGCUGCCGGGGCGACCUGCUGGGUCACCGGCUGGGGAACCAUCCGGAGUGACGUUUCACUCCCGUUCCCUCAGCGGCUGCAGGAGGUGAGCGUCCCCAUUGUGUCCAACACGCAGUGUAGUGCCUCCUAUGAUGCCAUCACAAGCAACAUGAUGUGUGCAGGUCUGGAUGAGGGAGGAAAGGACUCCUGCCAGGGGGACUCUGGCGGCCCCUUUGUGAGCAAAAGCGGCUCCAGGUGGGUUCAGGCCGGAGUGGUGAGCUUUGGAAAAGGCUGUGCUCUGGCCAACUACCCAGGAGUGUACACCCGAGUGUCUCAGUACGAGUCCUGGAUCAACGCUCAGAUCAACAGCCCGGACAACAGCACCCAGCCGGGCUUCGUCACCGUCACAGCGGACGGGUCGUCCUCUGGAAGCACUCGUCUGGUUCCUCUCUCUCUGCUGCUGUCCUGCCUACCCGUCCUCUUCUCUCUCUUUGUGCUCUCAUAGGACGUCUAGAGGUCAUUAAUACGCAUGUAAAGCGUCAUGAAUCGCUGCUUCUCAUUCUUUAAAACAACCAAAAUAAUCUGCACAUAAAGUGAAAUAUUUUAAUUUCAAGGAAUUUCCCUGAACAAUUUAUGGAAGUCCUCAGAAGCAAGUGAGAAUUUCCUUUCUGGUGAUCCAAAGUCUGUGUUUUUUUUAAGGCCAUCUUGGGAAAAAAGUUUGCUUGGUAAAGAAAAUUCCCCCCAAAAAUGUUCAACUAUAUAAAUAGAUAGUUUUAUAGGGUUACUAUUUUGUAACCCUAGAAGCUAUUUUCAGCGACAAUAGGCUGAGAUUGAACAUUAGCCAAUAAUAUUAGGAUUAAAAUCAUUCAUGUAUUCUCCCAGGGUAGUUUUAGAGUACAUCAAGACAUUGCACCUGGAAGAAAACAAGAUUCCUUUUAAUUAAAUUAAAACAAUACACACUUAGACAAAUUAUCCUGACAAAAAAAGUCCCCUGCUUAAAUUUCUAUUCUCUCCUAUUCUUAAAUCAUAAUUACAGGAGAGAAGACAUUGUAGA